AUCAGGGUACGGUGUGUACAUGACUGGUCCUUGUGCCGGCAGCGGUCUUUAGAAGUUGAUUCAGUCUUGUUCAUUCUGGAAGUUAAGUUUGGUUGACAUCACAGUCAGAAUGGCGUCUUUGAGAUGCCUCAGAUCUUUACAGUGGGUGGUCUCCAAGGCCUUCCUGUCAAGAAGUAUCACAACGUCCUUGCCGGCCGCUUCUCAGCAGAUGACGGUCCGUGAUGCCUUGAAUGCUGCCCUGGAUGAGGAACUGGCCCGCGAUGAGAAGGUGUACAUUAUGGGGGAGGAGGUGGCGCUGUACGACGGUGCCUACAAAGUCACCCGCGGCCUGUACGAGAAGUACGGGGAGAAGAGGAUCCGAGACACGCCCAUCACAGAGAUGGGGUUUGCCGGGAUAGCUGUGGGGUCAGCCAUGGCGGGGCUCAGACCCAUCUGUGAGUUCAUGACGUUCAACUUUGCCAUGCAGGCCAUAGACCAGGUCAUUAACUCUGCCGCCAAGACCCACUACAUGUCGGCUGGACAGGUUUCUGUCCCUAUUGUCUUCCGUGGACCCAACGGAGCUGCGGCUGGUGUCGCGGCUCAGCAUUCCCAGUGCUUCGCAGCCUGGUACGGUCACUGUCCUGGGUUGAAGGUUGUCAGCCCUUACUCCUCAGAAGACUCCAAGGGACUGCUGAAAGCGGCCAUCAGGGACGACAAUCCCGUUGUCGUGCUGGAAAAUGAACUGCUGUAUGGCACGGCCUUCGACAUGUCCGACGAGGCCAUGAGGGAGGAUUUCCUGAUUCCAAUCGGCAAGGCCAAGAUCGAGAGGGAAGGGACGGACGUGACACUGGUGGCCCACAGCAUCAGUGUGCAGCGCUGCCUGGAGGCAGCCCAGCAGCUGCAAUCAGAAGGCGUCUCGGCCGAGGUUAUCAAUAUGCGCACCAUCAGACCGAUGGAUGAAGAGGCCAUUGUGAACUCCGUCAAGAAGACUAACCACCUAGUGUCAGUGGAGGGCGGCUGGCCGCAGUUUGGCGUUGGGGCUGAGAUCUUAGCUCGAAUGAUGGAGAAUGAAGCGUUUGACUACCUGGAUGCCCCGGCCGUCCGUGUCACAGGGGCCGACAUCCCCAUGCCCUAUGCCACCUUGCUGGAGCAGGCUAGCUUACCCACAGCCACCAGCAUAGUGGACACUGUCAAGAAAUUGCUGCUCGUUGAAACCAAGCAGUCGGUACAACACUGACAACAGCAGUGACGUCUACUCAAAAUUUGGUUUUAUAUUGAAUGGUUUUAACAUGGUAUGCUGGGCCUUCAAAACAGUGUCAAACAAACAAAAAGUUUUACUGGCCCUACUGUGGCUCAGGUGCUGUGAAGCUGAACUCAGUAUCAGAAAUGGUUAAAUUGAAAUGUAGGUUUAUCAAGUUUGCUAAAAAGUAAGUUAUCUGUACAAAUUAAAUUAGUGUUCAAGUCUUUGAUCAUAGGAACUGUUUUUAAACCUUUCAAGGGUAACUGAUUCAUGCAAAAUGCAUUGAUUGGAUUCCAAUCUCUGGUGAUGUCACCAUGGGGCCCAGUUUCAUGACAUUGCUAAUGAUUCCAACAGAACUUCUGGCCUAUUCAUGGAGACCAUAUGCUGUUAGUCCAGCAAAGAGCCUUCAGAAGCAAGAUGUGCCUAAAACAGUAACGGAACACUAAAAAUCCCCAUUGGCUUUAUGCUCAAGACACCCAUUUCAGAUCUUGCUCCCUGAACCCACUAUGCAACACUCUAAAAUGGGUGGGAACCCGACUAUUUUGCCAUUGUUACAGGUGUAGCCUCACUUUGGGAAAAAUAUUUUUCAUUGGGACAGUAAAGGUAGAGCACAAAGAUGGUCAUCUGAAUAUUGCCCCUGUGGCAUCUUCUUCAUUUUUUUAUGAAUACUGUGAAAGUUUUAAGGAUCGCCUCGCUUUUGAUUCAAGAUGGUUGUCUCAUAAAUAGGCUUGUGUGGGCGAAAGUGUUAGAACAUCUGCUCCGUAAAAGACACACAUGUUUUUCUGCAAUUUGGUAAACACUGAAGUGCCACGAAUUCUCAGUUCUCAAGGCCGUGGUUGAGAGAGAAGCCCAGACAAAAAAUCUUUGUAGUUUCACCUUGACAAAGCAGUCCUCUUGUCAAGAAGCAUUUAGAGGGCGUGAGUGUGAAUUCCAACUUCCCAUAUUUCAGUUCAAUUGAUUCUGACCUCGAGGGCAUCACUGAUCCCUGACAUGACAGUAGAUUUUGUGGUGAAACAGUCACAAAAGGUAAACAAAAUAUUUCUACGUCCAAAUAUUAAAUUAGCUGCUAGCUGGGGGCUUGGAAAAGCACAUUCAUAUUGUUGCCAAAUGCAACCCUUUCAUUCAGAUGCAACCCAGUAUUAACCGCUGCCGCAGGUGGUUACAAGCGGGUUCUUGCACGCAUUCUGCGUGUACGUGAAGACCAUACGUGCUGGAGUAAAUUUGUUACGCGUACUCGGCGUGCUCCGCGUCAAACGCGCAUAUACUUGGGUGCCCUAUGGCGCACCUGUGCGGUGAGUACCAAAAAAACGUGCCAUCUUUUGUUCCGCUCGGAGUGGUUUACUUGUAGUGACCCCCAUGCUUGUUAAUAGCAAACGAAAAGGUGUGUGUGGGUAGCACUGUUGGCAAAAAUUUGACAAGGGGAACAGAAAUGUAACCUAUCUGCUAAUGUGUAGUAACCUACGAGUUUGUACCAGGAACCAUGUCACAACCGUGAGUGGGAGCUGGUGAAUAGUCGGAGAGCUGUAAAUAAAAACUAGAGGGCUUACUUAUGUACAGAGUGAUGCCUGCUGGCCACAUCUGUGUUUGUGCAAAAACCCAUGGAAAAGUCGAAAUUUUGUACGGCUAUUUGCAAAUCUGCAUCUGUAUUCUAAAACGAUGCAUCAGUAAAAAAAACGUAAUGCACAAUCAGAAAAUGAGUGUGUCAUUUUGCUCUGCGUGAACAACACAAAUGCAUGUGUGUAUGCGCUACAGAUAAUUUUGCCGUGACUUUUUUUAAUCGGAUUUUAGCAGUAUCUGAUGCACAUUGCAUUCAGAGUACAUAAUUCGAUAUUCAUUCUAUCCAAUUUCCAAUAUUCUACAAGACACGCACGUGGAUUGAAAAUGUCUGCAUCCAGGACAACAUCAAAUUUUCUCUGAGCAGUUGAAAGGCUAGCGUUCUAGUAAUUUAAUAGAGCUCUAUGUUUAUAGUUCAUUGGUUUUAAGUUCAUCGGCAGAAUGACAAUUUUCAGGUCUGUUUGUCACUGGUCUCCCUCUCUUAGGCUUACCAACACCUGUGAUAGAUGCAUAUAUUGGAAUUGGAAUAAAACGAAAUGGAUUAACAAUUGUUAAGGUUUCCAAUCUGCCCUGUUACGCGGGAUUUUCCGAGUUUGGGACAUACACGUACUCCGUAAAAUCCCUCACGGUUUGCAAAAUGGUUACAAUUAUUCUUGCUUUGGCUGGAUCUAGUGGCCGUUGCAGAUCACAAGUAUUGUCCUGACAAGUGCACAUUACAACAGAAAACACCUGGACAAAAACACACUCAUUAGAAUAAAGAAUAUCUUCUUUAAUUACAGUUUUUCUUUAAGUACAUAUAUUGCGUAAACUUUUCAUAGAUUCUCCUUACAUAAAUUUAAACAGUAUUCCAUUUUUGUGAUUGUUUGCCAACAAUUUCCAAUGAAUCUAAUGAACGAGUCUUAAUUAUUAAGAGCAUGUUUAAACUUCAACAAGAAGCGACAUAUUUGAGAAAAGUAAAUUCCUGUAUGUAGAAAACGGUGACAACUAUUGAUUCUCCGGAGUACAG
Acanthaster planci (crown-of-thorns starfish) is the source of this 3779-nucleotide messenger RNA. It is a transcript of the gene pdhb, whose product is annotated as pyruvate dehydrogenase E1 subunit beta. Gene Ontology annotation, biological process: pyruvate decarboxylation to acetyl-CoA. Lineage: Eukaryota; Metazoa; Echinodermata; Asteroidea; Valvatida; Acanthasteridae. The record is from RefSeq and is a predicted model, not a curated record. Gene Ontology annotation, molecular function: pyruvate dehydrogenase (acetyl-transferring) activity. Gene Ontology annotation, cellular component: pyruvate dehydrogenase complex.